UUAUCAUGAACAAGAUCACAAUGCAAUAUUACCGGGACACAACUCCACGCGUUUCUGCAUUCGUAGUUACACAGCGACUUGAGAUAGAAACCUACAAGCAAUACUCGACACCCUGAACACGUGACUUCACAAAGCAUAUUUUGACAUUAUGGAGUUCCCUGCUGUCAUCGACUUAAAUGUGGGUGGUCGACAUCUGACAACCUGCCUAUCCACCCUCACCAAGUACCCGGACUCCAUGUUGGCCGGCAUGUUUAGUGGAAGGCACCCGGUAGCCAAGGACAAAGAUGGCCGCUACUUCAUCGAUGUGGAUGGAGAUGUGUUUGUUCACGUCCUCAACUUUCUGAGAUUCGAGACAGUGCCUCCUGUUAAAAGAGCUAAAGAAGUUCGGAAAUAUGCAGAAUACUUUGGAUUACGCUACCUGCCGAAAGCCAUUAGCGAAUCCUAUGGAUAUAUUAAAUGA
Messenger RNA from Haliotis rufescens (red abalone), 460 nucleotides. Its product is annotated as BTB/POZ domain-containing protein KCTD7-like. Gene Ontology annotation, biological process: protein homooligomerization. NCBI's taxonomy places the organism in Eukaryota, Metazoa, Mollusca, Gastropoda, Lepetellida, Haliotidae. The record is from RefSeq and is a predicted model, not a curated record. The transcript is spliced from 3 exons. Gene Ontology annotation, molecular function: protein binding. Bases 149 to 460 code for a protein of 103 amino acids.